This is a messenger RNA of Staurois parvus, 414 nucleotides long. The record is from the annotation of a GenBank genome assembly. NCBI's taxonomy places the organism in Eukaryota, Metazoa, Chordata, Amphibia, Anura, Ranidae.
ACCUUCUAUGCCGAGAGAUACAAAGUAGCCAUACAACUGUGCACCAACAAUGGGACGCAGUGCAGCUAUCGUAAUUUUACAAGUGGUGUUCAUGCUAUAAAAGAAUGGUACCUGCUUCAGUUUUCCAACAUCUUUUCCCAAAUACCAGAAGAUGAAAAGAUUAAAAUGGGAUACCAGGCAGAGGACAUGAUUCUCACCUGCAUGUUUGGAGGACAUGCGUGCAGUUACAGAAAUUUCACCCAUAUUUUCCACCAAGAUUAUGGAAAUUGUUACAUCUUUAACUGGGGUCAAGAAGGUCAGGAGCUGCUGGAAUCUGCAAACCCGGGAGCUGAUUUUGGGCUAAAGAUGGUUCUUGACAUUGACCAGGAGGAGUAUAUUCCAUAUCUCCAGAGCACAGCGGCUGCCAGAAUUCUU